Molecule: messenger RNA, 1907 nt
Organism: Colletes gigas
Lineage: Eukaryota; Metazoa; Arthropoda; Insecta; Hymenoptera; Colletidae
Gene: Nup75
Product: nuclear pore complex protein Nup85
Exons: 8
Coding region: 1-1905 (634 amino acids)
Biological process (GO): protein import into nucleus; mRNA export from nucleus; positive regulation of DNA-templated transcription
Cellular component (GO): nuclear pore outer ring
Molecular function (GO): structural constituent of nuclear pore
Source: RefSeq, a predicted model, not a curated record
AUGGAUGAAGCCGACAGUCCUCCAGUCAUAAAAAUUCCAAUCGUCCAUAAAGAUGCAGGUAUAGCUACUAGUUGGGUAAAUAGUAACAAAAUUGGUAUAUACACGUGCAAAAAUUUGCACGAGAGUUAUCAUGGAAAGUACGACUCGUCUGUGCAUAUUUUAAAACCCGAAGUAAUCCUAUUUUCACCUCAAUUGCGUAAACUUGUGAACGAAAGCAACGGUGUCUUCUUGUCCAUACAAAAAAUUAGAUCGAGCUCUGGCGAUGUCAGACCGGAGCUUUUAAAACACAGUAAACAAUAUCGAUCUAUUUUGCGAGCAUGUAUAGAAAGUUUACAGGAUAUAUCUGGAAAAGCUUUGUCCGAUAAAAGAGAAUCGUUGGAAAAUUUUCUCACUAUUUUUUACCAAAUCGAAUGCGUGUGGCAUCUGACUGAAAUUCUUUAUAUAGAUGUAGUACCAGGCGACGUAAUAUUGCCGCAGUUACUCGAAUGGAUUAAAUUUCAUUUUCCAUCCAGAGAACUUAUGGCAAUGAAAAUAUUAGCCCAGAAAACAAUUGGUGCUGAUUUGGAACAUGCAAAUUAUUGGGAAGCGGUGAAAGGCUGCACGUUGCACGGAAAGCUAGAUUUGGUGCGAGCUCUUCUGGCGUUGCACAGUAAAGCGGAUCAUCCUGCUUUCAUGAUGUCAGAGAAUGCCCUUAAAACAAUGCCAGUCUACAAUGCAUACGGCGGUUAUUCUGUGAAUGAAUUUACAAUCCGCUGGAAACAUUGGCAGUUAGAAUUAAGUUCAAAUAUAAACAACAAAACUUUUGUCAUCGAUACAGAAUUAGAAACAAUUAUGAAGUUAAUUGCAGGAGACCAAGAAAUACUCUGGCAAUGUAUAUCUUACACAGACGCUUGGUACGAAUUGUUGGCAGCAAAAUUAUUUUAUACGUCCCCGUGUUGCAAACAACCUGAACUUUCGCAUCAGGCAAACAGUAUUUCCAAAAGAUGGCAAGCCAACAGACCUUCCGAUAAUGCUAUUCUCGCUUUGAUGGAAAGCGAUUUACAUCAAGUUAUUAAAGAAAUACAGUACAUGGGCGACAAUGGAUGGUUCGCGACGCAUUUAGUGAAUUUACUUUACACUUGCGGAAGACUUAAAAUUUUGGAUAAAGAUCAGAUCGAAGUCACUAAUCAACUUCACGAGUCCCUCAUAUUGGAAUAUGGCAACGCAUUGAUGGGACAUCAUUCUUUGUGGCAAUGCGGUGCAAGUUAUUUGAUACACAGCCCGAUUCAAGGUCUAGCUAGACUCGAGAUACUGUUACAAUCAUUACCAACGGGAUCUGAAGCGAGAAUAAACAAGAUAAUAGACAUAGCACGAGACAAUGAAAUGGACCAUAUUGUUACGAGCAUAUGUAAAAUUCAAGGUGUAAAAUGCAUAAAACAAGGAAGACUCGGAAACGCGCUCGCGUGGGCGUUAAAAGCGCAAGACAGUGGUUUCAUAACGUACAUCGCCGAUCAGUUUCUGAAGCAAUAUUCGGAAAAUGGAAAACUGGAAUGCCGCGAUUUGUUGGAAAAUUUAGGUUUCUGUAUGAUGGCAAGCGACAGACUCACAUUUUUAGGAAAAUAUUGUGAAUUUCAUCAGAUGUACGGGAUUGGAGAAUUUAAAGAAGCAGCAAGUUUAUUAGUAUCUCUUUUAGUGUCGAACUUGACUCCAAAAUAUUUCUGGUCGAUUCUUUUGUCGGAUGCUAUUCCAUUGUUGGAAGCAAAAGAUGUAAUACUGUCUUCCAGUGAUUGUUUUGAAUUGUUACGUUGCGUGGAAGCGCACGGAGACGACUCGAAGUUUCAAAAUGAAAUCGAAAUCUUUCGAUUGGCGGUCGCUAGAAACUUGGCUCGUGCAUUGAGUCUCGAAGGCUGCCAAGCGGAACAUUAGAA